UUUUCUUCUGGCUUCCUCCCUGGAAGCAAAGGGAGUUUGAAAGGCAGGAGGCAAGGACUGCUCUGAACAGAAUUCAGAUUUUUCUUGGAAGGGUUUGCCAGGGCUUGCGAGGUGAUUGGGAUGUUGGAGAGAUGAAGUCCCUUUCAGCCGGCACCUUGGUCCUUACUCCCUGUUCAGCAAAGACCUCUAGGCUUGGGAGGACCCUGUGAGCUCCUGGCUUUAGAAUGGGCAAUGCUGCUGAGAAACAGAAGCCCCGGAAGCGAAGCCGUCUGUGCCCCUGGAAGCAAGAUUCUCAGCGUUCUCACCUCUCCUCCUUCACCAUGAAGCUGAAGGACAAAUUCCACUCACCCAAAAUCAAGAGAACGCCAUCAAAGAAGGGAAAACCAGCUGAAGUUUCUGUGAAAAAUCCGGAGAAGCCUGUUAGUAAAGAGGCAACAGACAGAUUUCUACCAGAGGGCUACCCUCUCCCCUUGGAUCUGGAGCAGCAGGCAGUAGAAUUUAUGUCCACCAGUGCUGUGGCUUCCAGGUCUCAGAGGCAGAAGAACCUGAGCUGGCUGGAAGAGAAAGAGAAGGAAGUUGUUAGUGCCUUGCGCUACUUUAAGACUAUCGUGGACAAGAUGGCUAUUGAUAAGAAGGUACUGGAGAUGCUGCCAGGGUCAGCCAGCAAGGUGCUGGAGGCCAUCUUACCCCUGGUGCAGAGCGAUCCUCGAAUUCAACACAGCUCAGCCCUCUCCUCCUGCUAUAGCCGAGUGUACCAAAGUCUUGCCAACCUCAUCCGUUGGUCUGACCAAGUGAUGCUGGAAGGUGUAAACUCAGAAGAUAAAGAGACGGUGACAACCGUGAAGGGGGUCAUCAAGGCGGUACUGGAUGGAGUGAAGGAGCUGGUCAGACUUACCAUCGAGAAACAGGGGCAUCCAUCUCCAACCAGCCCAGUGAAACCCAGUUCCCCAGCCUGCAAACCGGACGGCCAGUCUGAGCUCCCCCUGACAGAUCGCGAGGUGGAGAUUCUCAACAAGACAACUGGUAUGUCCCAGUCGGCCGAGCUACUCCCAGACUCAACAGAUGAGGAGGUUGCGCCCCCUAAGCCCCCCUUACCUGGCAUUCGGGUGGUUGAUAACAGUCCUCCACCAGCAUUGCCACCGAAGAAAAGACAGUCAGCUCCAUCCCCGACCCGAGUGGCUGUUGUUGCCCCCAUGAGUCGAGCCACCAGUGGCUCCAGUUUGCCUGUUGGAAUUAAUAGGCAGGAUUUUGAUGUGGACUGUUACACACAGAGGCGACUCUCAGGAGGCAGCCACUCAUACGGCGGAGAGUCGCCCCGUCUGUCCCCCUGCAGCAGCAUAGGCAAGCUCAGCAAGUCAGAUGAGCAGCUGUCCUCUCUGGACAGGGACAGCGGCCAGUGCUCCCGGAACACAAGCUGUGAAACACUAGAUCAUUAUGAUCCUGACUACGAAUUCCUUCAGCAAGACCUCUCUAAUGCAGACCAGAUACCUCAGCAAGUGGCCUGUAACCUUAGCCCAUUGCCAGAGUCCUUGGGAGAGUCUGGGUCUCCAUUUCUUGGCCAUCCUUUCCAGUUGCCUCCAGCACCUGGCAGCUGUCCCCAGCCAGAGGGGCCCUUGGCCCCAGGACAGCAAAUAGACAUGCCACCUGCUCUCCCUGAGAAGAAGCGCAGGAGUGCGGCCUCCCAGACCACGGACAGCUCUGGCUGCAGGAUGUCCUACGAGCGGCACCCCUCACAAUAUGACAACAUCUCGGAAGAUGACCUGCAGAACCCAGCCUCGGUCCCGUCCGUCCCCUUCACGCCCUUUGCUGCUAUUCUCCCCUUUCAGCAAGGAGGGUCCUCAGCCUCUGUCGAAUUUGUGGGUGAUUUCACUGUUCCUGAAUCAACAACGGGUGACCCAGAAAAACCACCUCCUCUACCAGAGAAGAAAAACAAACACAUGCUGGCCUACAUGCAGCUGCUCGAGGACUACUCGGAGCCGCAGCCAUCCAUGUUCUACCAGACGCCACAGAACGAGCACAUCUACCAGCAGAAGAACAAGCUCCUCAUGGAGGUGUACGGCUUCAAUGACUCAUUCAGCACCGAAGCCCCGCAGGAGCUGGCACCGCCCCCCGCCCUGCCUCCCAAGCAGCGGCAGCUGGCCUCCUAUGCUGCUUCUUCCUUCUCCUCUGUCUCCUACUGUGUCCAGCAAACUAAAGUGGCCUUCACCCCCGAGGACGGCAGUGCCACUCAGGGCAUCAGUGUGUCCGUCUCUAACUCCUUUCUCAGCCGGCAUGGCAACUUGCCUGUGCCCUCGUAUAAAUCUGUGUUUAGGUCCUACUCCCAGGAUUUCGUGCCUCACAACCACGCUUCCGUUCAGCCUUUCCUUCCGCCUACCUCCUCUGCCUCUCCACACUUCCCAACUGUUCACCAGUCUCAGAGCUCUGACUUAACGGUGCCAACCGUAGCCAGUCUGCCUCCCAGCACCGUGGACGGGCCUCUCUCGUCUUCUCAGGAGAGCAGCUUUCACGGGAACACUGUCUGCCUUCCUUCCGAAACCUCUUUCACUGACUCGCCCCAGACGCCUUCGAGUGAAAGCACCAGCGAGGAGGCUGGUGAGGGUGAAUACGUCAAUCUAUAUUCCUCUGGCCAGAGCAGCAGGGAGCUGGCUCAUUGUGGAGGAGAGUCACCAGCUAUGAAAGAUGGACAUCCCAGAGACCCCUCGUCGGUCAGCAGCACACCUGGGAAGGAGAGCAGAGACAGCGACAGGGCCUCAAGGUCACCAGAUGGUUCAGAGUUGGCUCGGUUGGAGGAGGAAGUGGAUGAGCUGUCCCUCAUUGACCACAAUGAAAUUAUGGCAAGGCUGACACUCAAGCAGGAGGGUGACGAUGGGCCAGACGUCCGUGGAGGGUCUGGAGAUAUCCUACUGGUGCACGCUACUGAGACAGACAGGAAAGAUUUGGUGUUGUACUGUGAGGCCUUCUUGACCACCUACAGGACCUUCAUCACCCCAGAGGAGCUCAUCAAGAAGCUGCAGUACAGGUACGAGAAGUUCUCUCCCUUCGCCGACACCUUCAAGAAGCGCGUCAGCAAGAACACGUUCUUCGUGCUGGUGCGAGUGGUGGAUGAGCUCUGCCUAGUGGAGUUGACAGAAGAGAUCUUGAAGCUGCUCAUGGAACUGGUCUUUCGCUUGGUGUGCAACGGGGAGCUCAGCCUGGCCCGCGUGCUCCGGAAGAACAUCCUGGACAAGGUGGACCAGAAGAAGCUGCUCAGGUGUGCCAACUCCGACCAGCCCCUGGCAGCCAGGGGGGUAGCUGCCAGGCCAGGGACUUUGCAUGACUUUCACAGCCAUGAAAUAGCCGAGCAGCUGACACUGCUGGAUGCUGAGCUCUUUUAUAAAAUAGAGAUUCCUGAGGUUUUGCUUUGGGCAAAAGAACAGAAUGAGGAGAAAAGCCCCAACUUGACCCAGUUCACGGAGCACUUCAACAACAUGUCGUACUGGGUCCGGUCAAUAAUCAUGUUACAAGAAAAAGCCCAGGACAGGGAGCGGCUGCUACUGAAGUUCAUCAAGAUCAUGAAGCACUUACGGAAGCUGAACAACUUUAACUCCUACCUGGCCAUCCUCUCGGCACUGGACUCAGCUCCCAUCCGCAGGCUAGAGUGGCAGAAGCAGACCUCAGAGGGCCUGGCCGAGUACUGUACACUGAUCGACAGCUCGUCCUCCUUCCGCGCCUACCGGGCCGCCCUGUCCGAGGUGGAGCCGCCCUGCAUCCCAUACCUGGGGCUUAUCCUGCAGGACCUCACCUUUGUUCACCUGGGAAACCCAGACUAUAUUGACGGGAAGGUGAAUUUUUCCAAACGGUGGCAGCAGUUCAACAUUCUGGACAGCAUGCGGUGCUUCCAACAAGCGCACUAUGAUAUCCGAAGAAACGAUGACAUCAUAAACUUCUUCAAUGACUUCAGUGACCACCUGGCGGAGGAGGCUCUGUGGGAACUCUCUCUGAAAAUCAAACCUAGGAACAUAACAAGGAGAAAAACAGACCGAGAGGAGAAGACCUAGAAGCAGGUGCCGCGAGCGAGGAGAACGCUCAAGAGAGGCUCUGAGACCGGGAGGGACUUUGGACCUGUCCCCGGGUGGGCUGCACGGGUGCCGGCCCCAGGGCCCAGCCCACCCUCCACUGUGCUGGGCAGGAGCCCCAGCAGCUUCCUGCUUCCCUCCUCCGUGGGAGCGGACGCCAGGCCCGCAGCGGAGCCAGCAGGCAGGUCUUGUUCCUGAUUUGUGAACCCGUGGUUUGGUUUUGGUUUUGGUUUCUGCUUUCACUUCUGUAUUCCCCUCUCCCACCUUCUGCCUGGGAGCAGCACAGGGCAGUCAGCAGACCAUGGAACGGUGGGACUCUUCACCCCUUCUUAAGUUCCAGGGUCCUGGGUCUGUUGAAAUGACAAGUGAGUGGAAGACCCUCAAAAGGUCAGUGGGGGCUGUACUCCUGGUGACUUCGAACGAAAGGGACUUUCAGUGGAGUGGGCAGAAAGCAGAGAAGACCCAGGGAGGCUCCUUUAGCUUUCCCUGCCCUGCCCUGCUUUUUAAAAUGCAAGAUGGUGUGAGCUUUGGUUGGGGCCAGAAAGGUUCAGCCGGUAGCCUUUCAGUAGCCCUGGAGCCGGUGCUCCAAACUGCCCUCUCCCUGUCCCUUCGUCUCCCUGACCACCUGUCGCUCUGGGGAGCUGGGAAGAAGAUGGAGCAAGGGAGGACUUCGGUUUAUGAGCUGGGGCCAAGAGCUCCUGGGUGAGUUAUGUCGGAGAGUGGAGGGGCACUUCUGUCCUGGGGAAGGCCAGCGGCCCCUCCUCCAUCACUUCCUGUGUGCCUUAAACUCCAGCUUCUGUCCCCCUGCCCCAUGGGCUCCCCUCCUACCUUGCUCCAUCCCGCUGGAGCCAGGAACUGCUCCUCAGGCCUCUCCACCAGUGCUGUGGGCUCUGCCCAGGGGAGGAUGGGAUGUCCCCAAGGGGGCUGGGGUCGACGUGGCUAUGGAGGGGGCCAUGGCUCCUACCCCAGGGCAGGCUUGCUCUCUCCAUCCUCUUCACUGGAAACCAUGCUCGCUGGUAAGGUGGACAGUCAGAGGCAGGUUUGCCUGGAAGUCCCCUCCAGGCUGCUGCCCACCCCCUGCCCCAUGGGUCCUGGUUUGUGUGACUGAGUGCUCACUUCUGGACAAAUGCCAGGAUCCAGCUUCUUAACCAUGUCACUCUGAGACCUUCAUAGGUUUUGAGCGGCUUUCUUCACUCUUGUUUUGGGGUCUUGUACAUAGAGGGGAGAAGAUCCAUGAAGGGCCAGCGAUGCCCCCUCUGGCAGCAAUCUGGCUGCAGCAGGCCGAAUGUGUCACUUUCUUAUUUAAAGCGUGUGGUCGAGGUUCUUCAGCAGUGCUGGGGUGGGCUUGGUGCCCACUUUGAGUCCCCUCACUGCCGUCUUGUCCUGUCUUGCCUCGCGCCUGACCCAGUUCUGCUGGAUGCUGCUUUGUGUGUGGGGGCUGCUGGGGCGCCAAUACUAAAGUGGAGUUUCUGCCUCACACACCUGUAAGCAGGUGGAUGUAGGAGUAGAGGGGCCUUUACCUGCCCUCCCCUCUCCUCUGGGAGCCCUGCCAGGUGGAAGGAGGCAGUGCCGGGGUGGGGGGUUGGGUAAGGGAACAAGGGGCUGGUGUGUCAGGGUGGCCUCUGGGUGAGAACCACAGGGGCCGUAUGUGUUUAACUUAUUGGCUGACAGGCUUCCCAUCCUCCACCUCCUUAGGACACCGUCCAGGUUCUGGGAUUGCCCAACCCCGUGCCAGCACUGCAGUGUGGCUGUGAUCCAUCUGUCUUGGGGAUCAGGACAGGGUAUUACCUGCAGAUGGGGCUGGAGCCAGGGAAAGGGCAGGCACAUGCCAGGUCAGAACGAACCCAACUUUUCAGAAGCACCUCCCUUUCCCCCACACCUCCCCCGUGUUACAUUGUAAUAUAUAUAUAUUCCCACUAACCUGGCUGAUAGUGGCAUCUUCCUGCAGACAUUUCAAACCUGUAACUUUUAUAUGAAAGGAAAAUAAACACCAAUGAAAGCUG
Molecule: messenger RNA, 6058 nt
Organism: Nyctereutes procyonoides (raccoon dog)
Lineage: Eukaryota; Metazoa; Chordata; Mammalia; Carnivora; Canidae
Gene: RAPGEF1
Product: Rap guanine nucleotide exchange factor 1
Exons: 27
Coding region: 225-4037 (1270 amino acids)
Biological process (GO): Ras protein signal transduction; positive regulation of GTPase activity
Cellular component (GO): plasma membrane
Molecular function (GO): guanyl-nucleotide exchange factor activity
Source: RefSeq, a predicted model, not a curated record